This is a messenger RNA of Strongylus vulgaris, 396 nucleotides long. The record is from the annotation of a GenBank genome assembly. NCBI's taxonomy places the organism in Eukaryota, Metazoa, Nematoda, Chromadorea, Rhabditida, Strongylidae.
CUAAUAAGCUAUUUUGUCACUCAGAUUUUUGUCCUUGCCGACGAGAAAUUCGAGGAUGUUCGCUACAGUUUUGAUGAGUGGCCGGAGCACAAGUCAGAGAUGCCAUUCGGUCAGUUGCCAGUACUUGAGGUUGAUGGUCAACAACUCGCACAGUCCCAUGCUAUUGCUCGUUAUCUCGCGAAAAAGUUUGGGCUCGCGCCCAAGUGCCCAUUUGAAGAGGCGCUCGUUGAUUCGAUUAUGGAUCAGUACAAGGAUUUCUUAAACGAAAUUCGUUUAAUAUUCAGGGUCCUUGGAGGAGUUGAACAAGGAGAUGUUAUCAAGGCUCAUGCCGAAAAAGUCCGCUCAAAUCCUGCACUCAAGGAAUGGAUUGAAACUCGUCCACAGACAGAUUACUAA